Molecule: messenger RNA, 801 nt
Organism: Plasmodium inui San Antonio 1
Lineage: Eukaryota; Apicomplexa; Aconoidasida; Haemosporida; Plasmodiidae
Product: rab family, other
Exons: 4
Coding region: 1-801 (266 amino acids)
Cellular component (GO): endosome
Molecular function (GO): GTP binding; GTPase activity
Source: RefSeq, a predicted model, not a curated record
AUGUCAAUGAAGGAAGAUUACUACGACUACCUGUUUAAAAUUGUUCUGAUAGGAGAUUCCGGCGUGGGGAAAUCGAACUUACUCUCCAGAUUCACGAGAGACGAAUUUAACCUAGAAAGCAAAAGCACCAUAGGUGUAGAAUUCGCGACAAAAAGCAUUCAGUUAAAAAAUAAUAAAAUAAUAAAAGCACAGAUAUGGGACACAGCCGGGCAGGAGAGAUAUAGGGCCAUCACCUCAGCGUAUUAUCGAGGGGCAGUUGGGGCCUUGCUUGUGUACGACAUAACAAAGAAAAACUCAUUUGAAAAUAUUGAAAAGUGGCUGAAGGAGUUAAGAGAUAAUGCUGAUUCUAACAUUGUUAUCCUACUGGUUGGUAACAAAAGUGACUUAAAACAUUUACGUGUAAUAAACGAUAAUGAAGCAACUCAGUUUGCGAAGAAAGAAAAAUUGGCCUUCAUAGAGACCUCUGCUCUGGAAGCCACCAACGUGGAACUAGCAUUUCACCAGUUACUGAAUGAAAUUUACAACGUCCGACAGAAAAAACAAGGCACAAAAAAUGAAGACAGCAUGUCGAUCCAACCGCGCGGGAAAAAAAUAAAUGUUACAAAGGAACAAAUAAAAGAAUCGACGGGAGAAACGAAUAACAUGUUACACAUUUGGGUGUCACUUUUGAGCCGUCUACAUGGGAGACGUUUGAAAUGCAUUUUUUUCAUUUUCUCAUUUUUUCAUUUUUUGUUUUACAACUUCCAGGUGGACGACGAUAAUGACGAGAAUGAUUCAAAGAAAAAAUCCAAGUGUUGUUGA